AGAUUCAAAACUAACCUCUGACUAUUAGACAAGGUUGAGGCAUCCUCCUCCUCGAGAGCUGUUCUGGCCACGUCCUUGCAAAAACUGGGGAAUAUGAAGAGAUGAUUACUAAAGAGAGUUGCAGAGAGACAUCACGGGAAGUUGCGUGUUGUUAGUGGAGAACAAAUCGCUGAAGGAUACAUUUAUAUAACCACAAUACGUAUACCAUAUGAAUGCACAUUUACAAAUACAAUGCAUAAACAAUAGAAAGCGUUGUAUUUGGAUGGGCAUCUAAUUCUUCCGAAAGAGGACCACGUGAUUAUUGUGUUGAAAUCGAAUUUAGAUUAACUUCUCAGUUCACGACUCUCGUGCAUCAAUCUUAGCCAUUAUAUCAAGCUGAAAUUUUCAAUUAAUUGACCCACUAUUAGCAAUGGCUUCGCAACCUUCCUGAGAACUCUUAACAGCCUUUUAGGGCUCCGCGGACUACCGAUUUGGGAAACCCUGUUCUAAACGAUGACCCCCUAAAGCGAUUCAUUUCCCAUAUCAUAAGUUGCAUGGAUCGAAAUAUUUUCCCUUUUUACAUCUGCAGAACCGGUUCCGUAUUCUAGAACCAGAAAGAACGAACUUUCUUCGUAUCUGCUCUCUCAACGACAACUUUUGCUGGGUUACCGCAAACGUGGUAUAUAUUGAAAAGCAAAUAAGAAACAUCAUUCAGAAAGGCAUCAUGAUUCGAGUUUUGCUGUUCUUAACAUUUUUCGUCGGAGCAACACUUUCCUACGACUUCAAAGAUCCAUACUUCAAUGACUUUCUGUUGGAAGACUUGAUGGUCCUGCAAGGCCGUCCUGCCUUGAAGAAGGCAUCCGAUUCGGAGGAGAGCCAACUGCAGUACACCUGUUGCGAUUACCUGAAUGAAGAAAAUUUCAGCAAAUUGCAACAAACGCAGAUUGUGUGCUACGUGGAAAACUCCCUGCUCAGUGCCACCAAAACGAAGUCCGGUAGAGCUGUAUCCCCGGUCGAUAUGUUUUCCUGCGACAGGCUAGACAAACUUAAACAGCAAUACAUCUGCGCUUCGGAUUGCGUAGCUCGAAAGGAGAACAUCACCGACGACAGUGGAAAUCUGCUCGGUUCGGAGGUCCUGGUUCCGUUCGUAUCCCAGUACUACGCUCCGGAGGUCUUCCAAGACGAACAAAUCAAGGAAUUCGUCGAUACCUGCCUGGGAGAAUCGAAAACCGACGAAACGGUAGCAAACAAGUGCAAUCCGUCGUCAGCCCGCUUCGGUUACUGUAUGUGGCGCAAAACGAUCCUAAGCUGCCCAAACGAGAGACAAGAUACCAGCCCGGCGUGCGAUAAUCUACGCGAUAAGCUACUCUAUCAGGAGGCAAAAUAUUUGUCCGACGAGACGCGGUGAACUAAUCCGGAAGUGCUGCCCUGCCACUAUUUGUUUGUAUCGAUUUGUUGUGAGGUGAAAUUAAAAUGAGCAAAACGGAGCGCAUCUUUGGUUGUUUUUAUUUGAGAAAUAUAAAUUUUGAAAAGGGAAUUUUCCAAUUAGAAUC
Messenger RNA from Aedes aegypti (yellow fever mosquito), 1532 nucleotides. RefSeq lists its product as uncharacterized. Lineage: Eukaryota; Metazoa; Arthropoda; Insecta; Diptera; Culicidae. The transcript has 3 exons. Bases 704 to 1387 code for a protein of 227 amino acids. Gene Ontology annotation, molecular function: odorant binding. The record is from RefSeq and is a predicted model, not a curated record.